CUUAAAUCUCGCGAUAUGAGGCCUAACGAGAUUUCUGCCCGUUCUUUUCUCCCGGAACUUCAGGCAAGAUGGCGGAUACCGAGAUCAAGAAGAAGCGUACCUUCAGGAAGUUCACCUACAGAGGUGUGGACCUGGACCAGCUCCUGGACAUGUCCUAUGAGCAGCUGAUGCAGCUGUACUGCGCCCGCCAGAGGAGGAGGCUGAACCGUGGCCUGCGCCGCAAGCAGCAGUCCCUCCUGAAGCGCCUGCGCAAGGCAAAGAAAGAGGCUCCCCCCAUGGAGAAACCAGAGGUGGUGAAGACCCAUCUGAGGGACAUGGUCAUCCUGCCUGAGAUGGUCGGGUCCAUGGUCGGAGUGUACAACGGCAAGACUUUCAACCAGGUUGAAAUCAAGGUGAGGGGCUCAGAAAGCCUAAGUGUACAUUUAACCCCAGCUCUCUUAGACAACCUGUUAUUUUAGCCACAUUCUUGUCAAUGGGGGCCGCUUUGUUCCACGUGGCGCAAGUGUCGUCCUCUACCUGGAUCCCUAUGCAGACAUCCAUGUGCAGCCCAUUUUUAGUGACCACGCACACUGGCUGCACAGGCUCCAAUCUCUUGUUGCCCAGUCCAGUCUAAAACACCACAGUCAAGCCAACUGCAGUCACUGCUUUGAGGUUAAAUUAGUUUUAAGUUGGAUAUUCAACACAUUCGCUUUGGGUCCAGCAGUGUCUUUUUGUUUCACCCAAUGUUGGCAGUAGGACCAUAAGCUCACCUCCCAGCCCUCCCAUUUCCUGCUGGGGGCUGACACAGACCCUCAGUUGUACUAUGAAUGGAACCAUGUGCGCAUUUGGAAAGUGUGUCUGAGCUAUAAAGUGGGGUUAUAUUGCUUUUAUAUUCUGGCAGUUGGUCUCAGUUUGUAGCCGUUCCAUCAUAAUUCCUUGUCAUUGUCAGAGUUGCAUGUUGUCUACAAAGCCAUUAUCUCCCGUUAAUUAAUGUCAGGGCAGUGGGCAGAACAUUAAAGCUGUAAAAACUUUUAUCUUGAUGUGUAUGAAUUGUUUAUUGAGCAGCAGUAUGAUGAUGAAGAUUGGGAUUUGACAGGUCAGGUACUAUCUGAUGGUUCCAUUAUACACACAGAACUGUGGUUGACGAGUUGAGACAUAUGACAGGUUGUAGAGAGAAACCUUUACGCAUUGGGAAACGGAUG
This is a messenger RNA of Epinephelus moara (kelp grouper), 1181 nucleotides long. RefSeq names its product ribosomal protein S15 (gene rps15). Gene Ontology annotation, cellular component: ribosome; cytosolic small ribosomal subunit. The record is from RefSeq and is a predicted model, not a curated record. Gene Ontology annotation, molecular function: RNA binding; structural constituent of ribosome. The coding region runs from base 69 to 458 and encodes 129 amino acids. Lineage: Eukaryota; Metazoa; Chordata; Actinopteri; Perciformes; Serranidae. Gene Ontology annotation, biological process: translation; ribosomal small subunit assembly. The transcript has 4 exons.